AUGCCAGCCUGGGCUACCCAGGGUCCCGGGAGAGCCAGGAACAACCGAGCUUGCCCGGUCUGCGGACUAGGGAGCCGAGGGGACCCGAGAAGGGAUGCUCGAGUCCCGAAUGCGACUCGAUUCCCGAGCGCAGAAACAACGACGCUCGUCCGGCUCUGGGGCAGGAGCGAAGGGCGAGCCUCCAAAUCAGUCGGCGGAGGCAGAGUCCCAGCCCCGCACGGCCCGGCCCCCACUCACCUGCGGACCCCGUGCCGCCGCUACCGGCCGGAAACGCCAGCCACGCAGGUCUCCACCGGUCCGCUCCUCGCGGCCUUCCCCGACCCACUUCCGGGGGACGCUCUAGACCAUCGGGAGACUUCUGUCUCGGUGGUGUCUAGGUCGCUAAGGGGAGACCAAGCAAGGAAGCGGUCCGGGCCCAGCAGCUCAGCCGCCGGUAGAACAACGAAAGCCACAGGGCGCCUCGCGUUUCCUGAGGAACGGAAGCCUCGAGCGGAGCGUCCGAUCCUGGGAGCCAUGGCCCGGAGAGCACGGACGGGAGGCUGGGUCCAACGCCACCUUGCGGUGGGAGGUACCCAAGGCUCGCCGGUUGCCAGGACCUCCUUUCCAUCCUUGUGGACCCUUCUUUUAGCUAGAAUUCAAAACGUGUCCAAUUUAGAUGAUGUUGAUGAUAAGAUUUGAAUCGUAGUAUAUAGAGUAGAUAGAGGCUUUGAGAGACAUUGAGAUGAGAUGAACCAUUUUGUAUGUUGAACAUACCUGAAUUCGACCAGUUGUGAGAGUGCCCAGUCUCUAGUUCCCUGAACCCGAGAAUUCAAGAGUUGAAACGCACUUGGCAGGUAUAACCAAAUGAAAGUCGUCGAAGUGUAAAGUUUAUUCUGAUUGUCUGUAAGCACAGCGGUUUGUUGUUAAAGGAUCGAGUGAGAGACGACCCUCCAAAGGAAGACUAUGAACUGACAACAGAGCCUGGGCCUUGUGCUUUGAAGAUGGAGGAAAACUACCAUUCAAGAAGUGCAAGUGGUUUACAGGAGCUCCAAAAGGCGGGGAAACUUCGGACUACAGACCUGUUGGCAGCCUGAUCUCAGUACCUUUGGUCCUCGGAAGUGGGAGAAAACAUAAUUGUGUUGUUUUGGGAGCCCCACGCUGGGGUGAUUAGUCACAGCUCCGUAGAAACACAGACUGUGGAAACUUGUUCCCCCUUAAUUCACACCCUUGCCUGAGUACCCAGGACCCGUCUGCCUGCUCUUCCCUGCCCUCUCUUGUUAAAUCUCUUGCUCUCUCCAUUCACAUUCCCCAGGGAUCUCCAGUACAAGAUUUUUAAUAAUACCAAGGAAGGCUGAGUGGCUCCCAAAUCCAUGUCUCCUUCCAGAAUCUCCUCUCUGAUGUCUAAGCUUCUGUCUCUUCCCGGGACCUGGACAUAACUAGGCACAUGGACCUUGAACACAGUGUUUCUGAAACGAAGAUGGGAGCCUUGUGAUCGGCCUGGUGCUACCCAUGGUGUUUCCUGGCAGUUCCACCAUCCCUGAACUCUUCCUCAUGCCCCAUACCCAUUCCACCACAUCUGAUUGGCCCUGCCCCCAGAAUCUAUGUUUUUGGAUUCCCUCCUUCCCUCCACCCCACUGAACUCUAGCCGGGCUAUCUGUUGCCUGUUCCUUGUUCCUAUUGUUCUGACCUUACAUCAUUGUCAGCUACUGCUGCUGCACUGUGAGCCAAAACCCUGCCCUGGGACAGCCACUGUCUCAUAACACAUGACUGUGGGUAGUGACUUAAGUGCAGGCCAGAGCUAAAAUGUAUGGGACAUGGGAGGAAACUGAAUCACAGAGGAUACCAGGCACAUGAUGUGACUGAAAUCCAGGACCCUUAGAAGUAUUUCCGUCAAGUUUUCUGGACUCCUCUGGGACAGCUGGCUCCAUCUCUGCUGGUGGCUCUUUCCUGCCACCUUGUGAACAUGGGAUCAUACACUUCUCUAGGGGAAGGGCUUGGCAUGGAACUGGGGCUUGGCACAUGACUCCAGACUUAUCUCAAGGACUGAGUGCACUCUAGCAGUGGGUAACGGGUCAGAAAGGUAGGAAGGCUGGGGUUCCCUUGGACCUGGCACUAAGAGUUCCCAUUACUUCAUGGGGUUAAGCCUUUGAGAUCACACAUUCCAGUGUAGCCUCACCAGCCAGAUUUGCCCUCCCAACUUACCUACAGUGGCCUUGGAGAGGGUCAGUCUGAACAAAUCACUUAUCUACCCAUGGUCUGGCUUACCUCACCAUCUUCCAAGCCCAUAAGCCAUCUCUGCACGGGUGUUCCCUCUGUCUGCAAGCCCUUGGCUGCAGGAGGUCUGGACUACAGAGGUGCCCAUUGCUCAGAUGGAGUAAUCACCAACCUCCCUUUCCUCCUUACAAGAUUUCUCAGGCCUCCCUAUCUCGCCUGCCUAUCUCCAUGAAGGAGUGGGCAUGUGAAGAAACACAGGGAAAGGCAGGGACAGCUCUGAGCUUUCAGGCAGAAGGCAAGCUGGUGACAGUUGGGAGCCUGUGGGAAGCGGUGUUGCAGACAGAACCAUGAACCAUGCUGAGGGGAAAAUCAUUUCUGGGUAAGCAGGGGCCAUAGAGAUUAAAACUGGGUCGUGCCCAAGGAUUCGGUAGGGCCUGUGGAGCUUCAGCCCACUGUCCAAGGGGUUACCCCAGAGACCCAGCCCCCAGUUCUCCUAUGUACACAUGCGCUUACCUCACAAUACACACAUAGUGUACAUUUGACCUAUAACGCACACUCUCUCAUGUGACUCAGGUUUCCAUAUCACACAGAGUUUGCAGGGAGUGGCUUUAACUUCCAGAACCCAACAUGGGGACCUUAGUGGGAGAGGAUACUCAGCUUCCUAGAGGCCUGGCUCCAAAUGUGUCAUAUCCCUGACCUGAGGGACCAUGUUUCCAAAGGCCUGCAGUGACAUAAACAGAAACCAGUUGUAGUUUCGCAUUCCACGUGCUGACUUGACUUUUAAAGGCUACCUUUGUGCAAAAUUACAAUUGCACCCAACUGUGACAUGUGUCCAAGUAGGGGAAUCCUGUGAUAUCCCCCUAAGAAGAGGUAGAAGUCUGAUGGAAAGGCAUAGUUUUGAGAAUCCACGCCCAAGGAACAGUGGCUUCUUUGCUAUGUGAACGGGCAGGCUCUCCAAGGAGUAUGGUGGGCUGUGGAGGAAAAGAGAGAACAAGAAAAACUAGAGACUCAGGCAGUGGAGCCAGGCUAAGGGUGAGUCAUGUCAAGGCCCCACCCAGAGCACAUUCACUCGUGGAGGGGAACAUGCCCUUUGUGAUAGGCUUUUUCAGGAAGUGUACUACCAGAGAAUCCAUGCUACAGGGUUCAGGCUACAGGGCCAAGACUCAGAGUGUGGCCAGUGUCAAGGCUCAGAAUGUGGUCACGAUCAGGCUAAUAUAUGAGCAUGGCCAGGACUCAGGGCGUGACCAUAACAUUGCCCUGUUUGAGGAUCAGGGUCACCAGAAUGAGUGUUCAGGGUUGGUCUGAAGUCACAGGCCUGUGGUGAGGGGUGGGACUGGACAAAAAUCAUAGUCACAGCCUUCAGUAUUUGGGGUGAGGUCACUGGGCUGCCCUUU
Molecule: messenger RNA, 3587 nt
Organism: Mus caroli (Ryukyu mouse)
Lineage: Eukaryota; Metazoa; Chordata; Mammalia; Rodentia; Muridae
Source: RefSeq, a predicted model, not a curated record